UCCGCAAAUGUUUACAUUUUCCAUAUGAUUAAAUCGACUGAGUGAACUCACUAAAAACCUUGAGUUAGGGUUUAUGAUCACUGUCUCACUGAGGUUUGUUAUUAUCUGCUUGUUUUUCUUCCUGCUGUUCAGGUAUUUCAUUCAUGGCAAUCGUAAAGAUUAAGAAUAUUACUGGAUCUAUUGCUAGGGUUGGUGCUAGAUAUAGCGUAAGAAAAUUUUCAGAUGACCAGACCAACUCAAGGGUUUCGAGAUCAGAAGAUUGUACCCAGUCGGAAUUCAGGAAAUGGGGUAAUGGUGGUGGUUUUAUACAUAAAUCGGCUCAAAUUGAUCCAACUGCACUCAUUGAAAUAGGUGCUGUGGUACAUCCAAAGUCUGUACUUGGUGCAAAUGUUCAUAUUCAAUCAGGAGCUGUUAUAGGUCCUGCCGUUACCAUUGGGCAUUCGACUAAAGUUGGGUAUAACACUGCACUUAGUAAUUGCUCAAUAGGUGAUUCAUGUAUCAUCCACAAUGGCGCAUGCAUAGGUCAAGAUGGGUUUGGAUUUUUUGUGGAUGACCAGGGGAACAUGUUGAAGAAACCCCAAGAGCUGCAUGCAAGGAUAGGAAACCACGUGGAGAUUGGUGCUAAUACAUGCAUAGACAGGGGUAGUUGGAGAGAUACCAGUAUCGGGGACCAUACCAAGAUAGAUAACUUAGUCCAGGUAGGUUGCUCUUGUCACUUUUUUUUGUUUACUUAUUAUGCUAGUAUGACCUACUUCAAUGUGCAGAUAGGUCACAAUGUUGUUAUAGGAAAGUCCUGCAUGCUUUGUGGACAAGCCGGAAUUGCAGGUUCUGUGACGAUGGGAGACUAUGUUACUUUGGGAGGCAAGGUAGCAAUCCGAGAUCAUGUUUCCAUUUCGUCAAAGGUUCGGCUUGCUGCUAACAGCUGUGUCACUAAAGACAUCAGAGAGCCAGGUGACUAUGGCGGCUUCCCUGCAGUCCCAGUCCGUGAAUGGCGCCGACAAGUUGCCAGCCAGCGCCUGAGUCUCAAGAAAGGGGAUUCCCAAGAGAUUUGACAAAUAAUGAAGAAGAAUGUCAUAAAUGUAGAGCCACGGGCAUGUAAGAUUGAAACAUCACGUUGAUGCUUGGAGUUUUCAUCAAUCAUGUCAAAAAAAUUCAUAUUUCUGUACUCGGUUUUCAAUUGAAAUUUUUGUGACAAAACAGUUACUGUAGAGUGAAACUUGAGGCACAUAUUUUACUUUAA
Messenger RNA from Papaver somniferum (opium poppy), 1240 nucleotides. Its product is annotated as probable UDP-3-O-acylglucosamine N-acyltransferase 2, mitochondrial. Lineage: Eukaryota; Viridiplantae; Streptophyta; Magnoliopsida; Ranunculales; Papaveraceae. The transcript is spliced from 8 exons. Gene Ontology annotation, biological process: lipid A biosynthetic process. The coding region runs from base 144 to 1052 and encodes 302 amino acids. The record is from RefSeq and is a predicted model, not a curated record.